Molecule: messenger RNA, 585 nt
Organism: Coregonus sp. 'balchen'
Lineage: Eukaryota; Metazoa; Chordata; Actinopteri; Salmoniformes; Salmonidae
Source: the annotation of a GenBank genome assembly
CUACAUCAUUGACAUCAGUGGCCAGGUGUGUUACACAAUAAUUUUGUGGAAGUGAUAUCAUUCAACUGACAUACAGAGACAGGAUCACUUGAGUACUACAGUAAAGUCGACACACAUUGUUACUCAAACCUGUUCUUGCCUUCCCAGGGUUUUGUCAUGGAUCAGGUGUGUUACCAGACGGGUCCCUGGUUGGGGCGAUAGGAGGGAGUGUUACAUUUAACAGAGCAUCAGCCCAGCCAUUUCUAACAUUACAAUGUAAAGUUAAUGGUACAACUAAUAUACAACUAAGAAUGUAGGCCGUCAUUGUAAAUAAGAAUUUGUUCUUAACUGACUUGCCUAGUUAAAUAAAGGUUAAAUAAAAUAAAAAAAAAUAAAAAAAUAAAAAAAAAUAUAUAUAUAUAUAUAUUCAACUAUAUAAGCAGUUCUGACACUUUAAACUCUGAAGAUAGAUACAGAGACAGAAUCAAUCUGGACAGCUCCUCAGGAUCCCUGGAGCUCAUGAAUCUUGUUCUGGCUGACAGUCGACAAUACACUGUGACCAUUAUAACACCUGAAGUUGUAUUAGUUGAUGGAAACACCAAACUA